This is a messenger RNA of Rotaria socialis, 717 nucleotides long. The record is from the annotation of a GenBank genome assembly. Lineage: Eukaryota; Metazoa; Rotifera; Eurotatoria; Philodinida; Philodinidae.
AUGGCUACGGUUUCUGCUGAUAAGUUACGUCUAGAAAUUCAAAUAAUUCUCAAAGAUGCUGAUUUAAAUACAUUAUCAUCAAAGAAAGUUCGACAAAUGCUGGAAACUAUAUUUAAAUGUGAUUUCACUGAGCGAAAACGAGAAAUUGAUGAUAUUCUUAUGGCUGAAAUAACAACACGUGAUAUAAUACCAAUUCCAAUAAAUCAAACAAGUAUUGAACAUAGUCAGGUGAAUGAUAAUUUACAAUGUCAAACAACAGAUGACGAUUCACAAACAAAAACAAUAGAAGCACAACCAAAUAAUAAUGAUAAUAAUCCACAAACAUCUAAAUCCGACGAAGAAUUAGCUAUGGAAAUUCAUCAACAAGAAAAUCGACCAAGCCUUCGACGAACGAUUAGUACUUCUAGUUCAGCAACAUACAAGAAACCAACAACACCAUCACUUAAGAUUGAACGUCGACGAACAUGUUAUAAUAAGGAGUUAGAUUUAAGUGAUCAAUUAGCUUGUGUCGUUGGAGGACAUCAAAUGCCUCGAUCUGAAGUUGUUAAGCGUAUGUGGGCUUACUUUAAAGAACAUAAUCUAUUGGAUCCGAUAAAUAAACAGUAUGUAAAUUGUGAUGAUACGCUUGCGAAACUAUUUGGUCGAAAACGAAUCCGUGCAUUUGGUAUGCUAAAAGAUCUCGCCAGACAUAUGAGUGAUCCAGAUAAACAACAAUAG